AGAUAUCCAGUCGACCAUUCAUGGCCACCGUGAAUGGCUUCCUGUGUGCGCUGGGUGUCAGCAGGGCGGCCUACCUCGUCAUCGAGCAGUACCACCUUCAGGAGGUGCUGCCCGAGGUGGUCUCACGCCUUCUGUGGGACGUCGGCUUCCCCUGUCUGCUGGCAGCCUCUAUCAUCAUUCAGUACACGUUCUCUGAGCUGUCCCAGAUGAGUUUCGGGCCGGCGUUCCUGCGAAGGCGGCCGUUCCUGUCCAGUGUCAUCUGCGGCCAUUUCUUCACCGUGCUCAUCACGGACCUUAUCGCGGGCCUGGAGACGGAGGCCACGGCUCUGCUGUAUAUAUCCCAGACGGUGUUUAUCGUUUGGUGUCUUUUCAUCCACACCACCUUCCUCUUUAUCGGAUACAAGGUGCUGCACAUGUUGAACGAGCUGCCGUCCAGCGCCUUCAAUAACGGCACAGUCGACACCAACACCAAAGGAAUCAUGCAGCUGGCGCUGCUGGCGAGGUGCGGUAACAUCGCCAGUUCUGUGAUCGCCUCCGGUGGCCAGCGGACGGCGGCGCCGCCACCCAAAAUCCGCAUCACAGACGAAAACGAGCGGACAGUCAGCUUCCACAGCGAGACGGCCAUUACUAGUGCAGAGCCAGAGCAACCCGCUCCGGCUGCCGAGGAGACCCCCAGCUGCGAGCGGAGACCGUCUGACCCCGUGGCUCCCGUGCGGCGGCCGCUCCGCCCCACGGGCAGACGCUGCAGCGAGAGUGCGGCGACCGGCCGCAAGGCGGCGCUAGCGUCGUCCGAUCGCAGCCGCAGCCGGUCAUGCUGCGCCCCGAGUGAGCCGGACUCUCUGGAGACCAUCUCCCCGGCCCCCGCUCCGCCGGCACCGGCCGCCAGCCGUCCCAAGAGGCCCCCGCCGCGCCCCGAGACGACGGCCAGAAGCUCCCUGCUGCCGACAGCCGCGCCGCCGCGAGACUCGAUCGUCUCGACGGAUAUCACCCUGCAGACAGUGCUCAAUCACAUUGCGUACAUCAGUCACCCGACCACUGUGCGCAUGUCGCCCAAAUACCAGGUGCGGCGGAUCCUGAAGGUGACGUACACCACGGCGCUGCUCGGCGUCCUCCUGUCCGCCGUGUACCUCGCGCUGCUGUACGCCCGGCCUGCCAUCGGCUCCACCACCUGGCUUCUGCUGGAGACGGCGGCGCGCUCUGCAGAGUUCUUCAUGGGCUGCUGCAUCGCUAACAUCACCAAACAACCUGUGCAGAGGAGCGGCGGGAUGCUGCGCCAGUACCACUGA
Messenger RNA from Amphibalanus amphitrite, 1286 nucleotides. RefSeq lists its product as uncharacterized. The record is from RefSeq and is a predicted model, not a curated record. NCBI's taxonomy places the organism in Eukaryota, Metazoa, Arthropoda, Thecostraca, Balanomorpha, Balanidae. The coding region runs from base 21 to 1286 and encodes 421 amino acids. The transcript is spliced from 8 exons.